AUGGACCACGGACGCGAUCCCUGCCCCUGGGUCAUCUUUAAUGACUUUGGCGGUGCUUUCUGCAUGGGUGCCAUCGGAGGUACCAUUUGGCAUGGUGUCAAAGGUUUCCGCAAUUCUCCUUACGGCGAACGACGUAUCGGCGCCAUCACCGCCAUAAAGAUGCGCGCACCUGUUCUUGGCGGUAACUUUGGUGUCUGGGGCGGCCUCUUUUCGACCUACGACUGCGCCAUCAAGGGCAUUCGCAAGAAGGAGGACCCGUACAACGCCAUUAUUGCUGGUUUCUUUGUCGGUGGCUCUCUUGCUUUUCGCGGCGGUUUCAAGGCAGCUCGCAACAAUGCCAUUGGCUGUGCAGUCCUGCUUGCUGUCAUUGAGGGUGUUGGCAUUGCCUUUUCCAAGAUGUUGUCGGGUGGAACGAAACUGGAGAUGCCGCAGCCCCCGCCUAGCAUGGAGAACGCAAGCUUGUAA
Metarhizium brunneum ARSEF 3297 is the source of this 465-nucleotide messenger RNA. RefSeq names its product Mitochondrial import inner membrane translocase subunit tim17. The record is from RefSeq and is a predicted model, not a curated record. NCBI's taxonomy places the organism in Eukaryota, Fungi, Ascomycota, Sordariomycetes, Hypocreales, Clavicipitaceae. Gene Ontology annotation, cellular component: mitochondrial inner membrane; TIM23 mitochondrial import inner membrane translocase complex. Gene Ontology annotation, biological process: protein import into mitochondrial matrix. Gene Ontology annotation, molecular function: transmembrane protein transporter activity.